AUGUUGGAAUAUACAAUUUUAUUGCUAACAUACGCUGGACUUUGGCAACCAACUUAUUGGAUUCCAGGAUCAUGGAAAACUUAUCUUUAUAAAAUUUAUACAUAUUCAGUACUUUCAAUUGUCUACGCAGAAACACUUUCAGAAUUAUUGUAUCUUGCAACAUCAACUCAUGGAAUUGCAGAUAUUAUGAUAACAUUACUUGGAAAAGAGCCAUAUCCAUCAAAAAUUGAUUCUAAAAAUAUAAUUCUAAAUAAAUACAAUAAUAUAAUCAAUAAACGUUCACUCGCUUACAUCAUUAUGAAUCAAAUGACAAUGAUCAUUAUGAUAGUUACAUUUAGCAUUAAAAAUAUAUCAAAUCGAGUACUUAUAGCAAAUUGCUGGAUUCCCUACGAUCACACAACAACAAUUGGUUUUUGGUUUACUUAUAUAUUUCAAUGUAUUGCUCGAGCAUAUCAGUCAUUAAUCGCCACUGCAUUUGACACUUUAGUACCAUCAAUGAUGUAUCAGAUUUGUUAUCAAUGUUCAAUUCUUCAGUGUCGUUUUGAAACGAUGCCUGAUGUCAUACGUAAUAUUAAAAAAUAUAAUAAAAAAAAUUCAAUUAUAUUAGAAACAAUGAAACUUGGUGAAUGUGUUAGGCACCAUAUUCAAAUCUAUCAGCUGAGUAUAAUUCUAAUUAUAUGGGCUGAACGUUGUAAUAAUAUUUUUUCAGGAAUUAUUUUUUUACAAUAUUCAAUAAGUUCAAUUGUUUUGUGUGUCAGUGUUGUUUUAUUGACUCAAAUUGAAUAUAAUGAUCCAAUUUUUGCAUCAACGAUUUUAUAUCUUGUAUGCAUGUUUUUUCAAAUAUUUAUACUCUGCUAUUCAGGAAACCAAGUAACAAUUGAGAGUAUGAAUGUUGGUGAUAUGGUUUAUUGCAUGGAUUGGACUCAAUUUGAAUUGUCAACUAAAAAAAAUUUAAUGAUGAUUAUGAAAAGAACGAUGCAUCCAGUUGUAUUUACAAGUGGUUAUUUCGUGACAUUGUCUAUCGGUUCAUUUACUGAUUUAAUUAAAUUAUCAUACUCAGCAUUUAAUCUUCUCAACCGAUCAUCUGGAUAA
Molecule: messenger RNA, 1092 nt
Organism: Aphidius gifuensis
Lineage: Eukaryota; Metazoa; Arthropoda; Insecta; Hymenoptera; Braconidae
Product: odorant receptor 4-like
Exons: 6
Coding region: 1-1092 (363 amino acids)
Biological process (GO): sensory perception of smell; detection of chemical stimulus involved in sensory perception of smell
Cellular component (GO): plasma membrane
Molecular function (GO): odorant binding; olfactory receptor activity
Source: RefSeq, a predicted model, not a curated record